Molecule: messenger RNA, 1911 nt
Organism: Cordyceps fumosorosea ARSEF 2679
Lineage: Eukaryota; Fungi; Ascomycota; Sordariomycetes; Hypocreales; Cordycipitaceae
Product: AMP-dependent synthetase/ligase
Exons: 2
Coding region: 1-1911 (636 amino acids)
Molecular function (GO): long-chain fatty acid-CoA ligase activity; long-chain fatty acid transmembrane transporter activity
Source: RefSeq, a predicted model, not a curated record
AUGCCCGUGCCCCUUGCCGUCGCGGUCCCGGCCGCCCUCGCCGGCGCCGCCUACCUCAACGCCAAGUCCGGCCUAUGGUACGAUCUCAAGAUGCAGCGCGUCUACCUCACCACCAUGUUCCGGCUCCUACGCGGCCUCCGCCGCGACCGCCUCAGCCUCUUCUACACCCUGGAAGACUGGGCGCUCAGCAAGACGCACGCCGGCCGCGACGUCCUCCGCUUCGAGGACCGCCGCUACACCUACGCCCAGCUCUACGACCACGUCCUCCGCCACGGCACCUACCUGCGCGCCCGCCACGGCGUCAAGCCCGGCGACAUCGUCGCCCUCGACUUCCAGAACUCGGACACCUUCCUGUUCCUCUGGUGGGGGCUCUGGGCCAUCGGCGCGAAGCCAGCGAUGAUCAACUACAACCUGACGGGCAAGCCGCUGGCGCACUGCGUCGGCGCCGCCACGGCCCGGCUGUGCAUCGUGGACCCUGCCGUGGAGGGCAACGUGACGGACGAGGUGCGCGCGCAGCUGCCCGGCGUCGAGUUCAUGGUGUGGACGCCGGAGAGGGAGGCGGCCGAGGCGGCGGCCAUCGCGCCGGUCCGCUUCCCGGACGCGGACCGCUCCGAGGCCGAGUACUCCAACAUGGCGCUGCUCAUCUACACCUCCGGCACGACCGGCCUGCCCAAGGCCGCCAUCGUCUCGUGGGCCAAGUGCAUCGCCGGCGGCACCAUGGCCUCCAUGCUGCUCGGCCGCGGCGACGGCCGCGACGUCAUGUACACCUCCAUGCCGCUGUACCACAGCUCCGCCGCCAUCCUCUCCUUCUGUGCCACCGUCGUCUCCGGCAGCACCCAGGCGCUCGGCCGCCGCUUCUCCACCAAGACCUUCUGGCAGGACGUCCGCCAGCACGACGCCACCGGCAUCCAGUACGUCGGCGAGACCCUGCGGUACCUGCUCGCCGCGCCGCCGCAGCGCGACCCGGCCACCGGCGCGGACCUCGACAAGCAGCACAAGGUCACCGCGGCCAUCGGCAACGGCCUGCGUCCGGACAUCUGGAACGCCUUCAAGGACCGCUUCGGCAUCGCCACCAUCGCCGAGUUCUACGCCUCCACCGAGGGCGCCGCCUCCACCUGGAACCUCUCCUCCAACGACCUCUUCGCCGGCGCCGUCGGCCGCCUCGGCUGGCUGCGCCGCCUCCUCCUCCGCAACGACUUUGCCUUCCUCGCCUACGACCACGAGCUCGACCGGCCCCUGCGCGACCCCACCACCGGCUUCUGCCGGCGCGUCCCCGCCGGCGCGCCCGGCGAGCUCGUCACCCGCCUCGACCCGGCCGACCUCGGGCGGCUCUUCCAGGGUUACUUUGGCGACGCGCGCGCCAGCGAGUCCAAGGUGCUGCGCGGCGUCUUCGUCGAGGGCGACGCCUGGCUGCGCACCGGCGACAUCAUGAGCCUCGACGCCGAGGGCCGCUACGCGUUCAACGACCGCGUCGGCGACACCUUCCGCUGGAAGUCGGAGAACGUGUCCACCAACGAGGUCGCCCACGCCGUCGGCACCUACCCGCCCGUCCGCGAGGCCAACGUCUACGGCGUGCGGCUGCCGCACCACGACGGCCGCGCCGGCUGCGUCGCCGUCAACUUUGCGGGCGCGAGCCCCCCGGACGCGGACACGCUCCGGGGCCUGGCCGCGCACGUCCGCGAGGGCCUGCCCAGGUACGCGGUGCCGCUGUUCCUGCGCGUGGUCAGGGACAUUGGGGGCGCGCAGACCACCGGCACCAACAAGCAGCAAAAGUCGGUCCUGCGCAACGCGGGCGUCAAGCCCGGCGCGCUGGACGACGGCGCCGCGCUGUACUGGCUCCGCGGCGACACGUACGUGCCCUUUGGCAAGAAGGAGUGGCGGGAGCUGGAGGGUGGCCGGGUCAAGCUAUAG